AUGGGCAUGAGGUUUAAUACAUAUCUCGUGAGCAUUGGCUCUGCAACUAUUGAGAACAAGGAGCCAGACUACGCUGUCCAACCGCUUAAUCUCCCCGCGGGCAGAACACCCAAAUGGCCAACCCUUGUUGUGGAAACGGGAAAGUCGCAAAGCCAUCAUGACCUUGACAGGGUCGCGAGACAGUGGAUUCAGAAAUCCGCUGGGGAAGUGAAGGUGGCCCUUACAAUCAAGGUGUCUCGAACCAUGGUCACCAUUCGAAGAUAUGGCCGCUCAGGAAUCACAAGGGCGGCGGUCCUCCAAACCAUCACCGUCGAGAAACGUGGGCAGAACAGCCCUGUUCGUGUAGCCGGCGGUCCUUUGAUCAUUCCCUUCAUCGACCUUUUUCUUCGAACCGCGGUCAGGAACCAGGCUGACAUCACAUUUAACGACACCGAGUUAGAGGAGUGGGCGAACAUUGUUUGGAAAUCUUUUUGA
Uncinocarpus reesii 1704 is the source of this 474-nucleotide messenger RNA. RefSeq lists its product as uncharacterized. The record is from RefSeq and is a predicted model, not a curated record. NCBI's taxonomy places the organism in Eukaryota, Fungi, Ascomycota, Eurotiomycetes, Onygenales, Onygenaceae. The transcript has a single exon. The coding region runs from base 1 to 474 and encodes 157 amino acids.